AUGACCGCUAUAAGCGGGUGGAAGGACCUUCCACCUCAACCCAACACCUCGGUCAACGCCAGCCUGGCUGCUGACGUCAUUGCCGACGUGGCAGCUGACGUGGCAAAGAGCGGGGGCAUGCCCAGCGAGCCGCUGCUGGGCGCGCCGUGGAGCCCCGACGGCAGAAAGUACCUUCUGGCGCUCUGCUCCACUGGCGGGAUGUCAAACCAUCUCUUCUGUCUGCGAGAGUUCGCGCUGAUGGCAGGUGCUCUCAACCGAACGCUCGUCGUGCCCAUGGGGCCACACGAGCUAACCCUCCCGCUCUCCCUCGUCUUCGACGUCCCCUUCCUGCGCGCCUGCUACGGUCCCAAGACCGCCCUCACCCUCGACGAGUACAAGCAGUUCGUGGGCAGGGGCAGCAUGGAGGUGACUCACGUGCUGUGCCUCGUCAAGGGCUGCCACCUCGUGCCUGACGCUGCAGCACCAGGGGGGCAGUUCAAGGCGAGCAAGGGGCGCAUCAGCCUGGCGAACGUGACGGUGCCGGCAGUGGCGCAGUGGGCGUGGUCGGGCCUGCCGGACAAGCACUCGCUGCAAGCGUUCCUCAAGGUGUACAGCAGUGUGCCGAACGGUGUGCUGAUGAUCGGCGAGUUCAAGAAGCAACCCAUCACGGGUUCCAUCUUCUUCCGCAUGCUCUCCCCCAUGGACCUCCCGUUCCUGCUGCCCCCACCACCGGGCAAGCAGAAGGGGAGGGCCAAGGUGGUGCCUCGAGAAACAUGCCUCGCGUCUCCUGCCAUCCGGCCCCCUGAGGCGCUGAUAGCAGCAGCGCGGCACAUAGUGCAGCACCAUCUGCUCAACGGCCAGUUCUUGGCGGUGCAAUUCAGGAGGGGCGACUUCAAAGAUUACUGCCGGAAGAAGUGGACCAGGCAGCACAGUGCAUGCGUGCUGCAGCCGUCACAGCACGUGUCCCCCUCGUCUUCCUCGCCACCAACACACUCUCCAUCCAUCUACCAUCAAGCCCCUUGCUCUGCUGUCCUCUCUUCCUUUUCUCCUCCUCUAUCCCACCUGCAUGCCCUCCCUCCCACCCAGCACCCAUCGGACGGCUGUUUCCUGCCAGUGGACCAGGCAGCACAGUGCAUGCGUGCUGCUGCUGUCUCAGCACGGGUCCCCCUCGUCUUCCUCGCCACCAACGCCCGCCCACACGAGGUAGCAGCCAUUGCAGCAACGCUGCUUAAGACCCCUCAAGAACAGCCACUGGAGCCUGCCAACAGCAGCAGCAGCAACAGCAGCCCUGAUGGCAGCAGCUAUGCAGUGCAGCUUGUAACGCUAGCGCAUCUGCUCUCUAAAGAGGACAGCAGCGCAUGGGUUCAAUCGCUUAUGGAGAAUGGCAUCAAUAUCAAGACCACCCCACAAACCGUGGCCACGCUGGAGAAGCUGGUGUGUGCGCUGGGUGCUGGCUUUCUGGGAACAGCCCACUCCACGUUCACGAAUGACAUUGUGCGGCUGAGGCACGGGUUCCACACUGCCAGGUGCAGCGAUGACUAUAUCUGCAGUGCCGGGCCGAAAGAGGGGUAG
This is a messenger RNA of Closterium sp. Naga37s-1, 1551 nucleotides long. The record is from the annotation of a GenBank genome assembly. Lineage: Eukaryota; Viridiplantae; Streptophyta; Zygnematophyceae; Desmidiales; Closteriaceae.